CUAAAUUACAAAUUACAACUCAAGUAAAAAAAAUCAAUCUCAAAUUUUUGUGGAUAUUAACGAAAUAUUUAAUGAAAAAUGUCUCCCCAUCCUGUCUACAUUGAAGAAUAAAAAUAUAAACCAAAGUUACUAAAAAUGAAUAAUAAGCAACACCAACAAGUAAUAUAAAAUUAACAAAAUAAGAGAAAAAUAAUAUUCCUAUUGAAACGAAAUGCAGGAUUAAUUGUUCGUAAUUAAAUUGAACCGAAAAACUUAUAUAUCAACAUUUUCGGGCAAAGAUUAGCAAGUUAUUUUAAAUUAUUCCAUGUCAACUCGAAAAACUAACUAAUCUUUUUUGUGGAUUUCAAAAAAAAUUCUGACGAAGGUAGCAACUAUUAAAUUUCUAAAACUGGGAAAAAGUAUGAACUUGUGUUCCUCCAUUGGCGGUGCUAGUGGCGGCCAAAGUAAUAACAGUUGUGGUGCUGGAGGUAGUUCAUCUAACAUUGGUGCUAAUUGCACAUCAUCUUCUGCAGUUGGUGCAACUGCAACUACCAGUUGCGGUGGUUCAAAUACUGUAGGGGCCUUAGGUGGUAGUAGCAGCUGCAUUGCAGGUCAAAAUAUAUCAAAUACAGGAGGCAGUAGUAGUAUUGGAGCUGGUAGUAGUGGAGCUGGUAGCAGCAGUAGCGAGAUGCCUCCAGAAACUAAACCAAAACAAGUUACUGUAAAGCAUCCUGAAUCUAACAAACCGAAACCUACAACAAAGAAAAGUAAGCCUGUACAAGCAGAUCAGGAAGUAAUUAAGCAAAUACAACGAUGCCGCGAUGAAGGCAAAAAAUGUUUGGACUUGAGCAAAUCAUCAAUAACUGUUAUUCCAUCAACUUUAAAAGAUUGUACACAUUUGACUGAAUUUUAUUUGUAUAGUAAUCGUGUAUCGCAAUUACCACCAGAAAUUGGAUUUUUAAUCAAUCUGAAAACAUUAGCAUUAAAUGAAAAUUCUUUAACAUCUUUGCCAGAUACAUUAGUGAAUCUAAAACAACUCGAAGUUUUAGAUUUGAGACAUAAUAAACUCUCAGAAAUUCCCGAUGUUAUUUAUAAAUUAAAAUCGUUGACAACGUUAUUUUUGGUAUUCAAUCGAAUACGAUGCGUGUCUCCUGAUAUAGCAAACUUAACAAAUUUACGAAUGUUGUCUUUGCGUGAUAAUAAAAUCCGCGAACUAAGUCCAUCCAUCGGUUAUCUGGUGAAUUUGACAACACUGGACGUUUCACAUAACAGCUUAGAUCAAUUGUCAGAAGAAAUUGGAAAAUGUGUAAAUCUAAAUUCACUUGAUUUACAACAUAAUGAACUGUCAUCGAUUCCGGAAAGUAUUGGUAACUUGAAAUACUUAAAACGACUGGGACUCAGGUACAAUAAGCUAACAUGUAUCCCUGCAUCAUUAAAAAAUUGUAAAAUGAUGGAAGAAUUUAAUGUUGAAGGAAAUGGAAUAUCACAACUUCCUGACGGACUAUUGGCUAGUUUGAGUGCUCUAAAGUCAAUAACAUUAUCUCGCAACAAAUUCCAUAGUUACCCAUCUGGAGGUCCAGCGCAAUUUACUAAUGUAGAAAAUAUUAAUUUGGAACACAAUAAAAUAGACAAAAUUCCCUAUGGAAUAUUUUCACGUGCUCAAAAGUUAACGAAAUUAAUAAUGAAAGAAAAUGUUUUAACAUCUUUACCAUUAGAUGUUGGAACAUGGGUAAAUAUGGUGGAAUUAAAUUUGGCAACAAAUUCCUUAACAAAAUUACCCGAUGAUAUUAUGAAUUUACAAAAUUUAGAAGUUUUAAUAUUAUCUAACAAUAUGCUCAAAAAAAUUCCAAAUACUAUUGGGAAUUUGCGUAAACUGCAGGUUUUAGAUUUGGAAGAGAAUCGUAUUGAAACCCUACCAAAUGAAAUUGGUCUUUUGCAUGAAUUAGAAAAAUUAAUUUUGCAAACAAAUCAAAUACAAGUUUUACCGCGAACUAUUGGUCAUUUGACAAAAUUAAAACACUUAAGUGUAAGCGAAAAUAAUUUACAAUAUUUACCUGAGGAAAUUGGAACAUUGGAAAAUUUAGAAAAUCUUUAUAUUAAUCAAAAUCCAUGCCUUGAGAAAUUACCAUAUGAAGUAGCAUUGUGUCAAAACUUGAAAUAUUUAAAUAUUGACAAAUGCCCACUAAGUACUAUUCCAGCUGAAAUUCAAGCCGGCGGACCGUCUUUAGUAUUACAGUGGUUAAAAAUGAACUCGCCGUAUAGACAAAUGUGAUUUGAUAUCGCAAUUGAAAAUUAAAAAAAAAUAUCCAAAUUAAAUUUUACAUUGAGUUAUACAUGUUUUAUGUAUAAAUAUGAUGUACAUUACAAAAAUUGUCUCCAAACAAAGAUAUGCAGAAACGCAACUUUGCAACUCUAACUAUCUUAACUUGUGUUUGAAAAGCUAAAAAAUAUUUACUAUUUCAUUAGUAAAAACUCCAUAUUAUGUAUAUUAAUUUCUUAAUCCAUUUUUCAUUCGAAUGUUCAUUAAUACAAAUUAAAUGACAAAAUUAAAAAAAACUUAAUAAACGAUCAAAUCGAUAUUAAAAGCAAAAACAUAUAUGAUAAAUAUACCAAAAAUACAUAUAGAAAUU
Molecule: messenger RNA, 2609 nt
Organism: Condylostylus longicornis
Lineage: Eukaryota; Metazoa; Arthropoda; Insecta; Diptera; Dolichopodidae
Gene: Sur-8
Product: leucine-rich repeat protein soc-2 homolog
Exons: 4
Coding region: 401-2251 (616 amino acids)
Molecular function (GO): protein binding
Source: RefSeq, a predicted model, not a curated record